Molecule: messenger RNA, 2829 nt
Organism: Acanthoscelides obtectus
Lineage: Eukaryota; Metazoa; Arthropoda; Insecta; Coleoptera; Chrysomelidae
Source: the annotation of a GenBank genome assembly
GUUGCUUUUUCGACAUAUGGUACGUCUAUCAAAUUAAGGAUGUAUUGAUGAUUCGUUUGACAAGUGAUUGCUGCAAGUUUGAUCAAUAAAAUUCAUUGAACAGUAACUUAUUGAAACGUCAUGACGUGGAUCCUGAUUUGUUAGUCUCAUCAUCAACUUGAACGGUAAAACUGUAGAUGAAAUGGAAAAAACCAUGGAAUCUGAUAUAGAAAAACUGCGGCAAAAACGGGCAUACAACGUUUUUUGUGAUCGAGUACCUCCACAAAAUCGCAUAGCUUAACCGAGUUAUAGUGACAGCCGUGGUGGGAAAACCAUUUCGUUUAUUAUUUUCUUUAUUAAUAUUGGAAAGACCUCUAACUCAGGCUAUUCAGCGUAAUUACUGUCGGUAUCAAAUGGAUCUGGCCUCUUGUUGUCCCCUCAUGCGAGGAUGGCAAGCUAGAGUAUGGGUUAUAAAAAAGAGGUUUGAAGGGGUUCCCAAAUUAAGUGAUUUUGAAAUUAAAACAGAAACGAUGGCAUCGGAACUUAAAGAAGGAGAAUUUCUGGCUGAAGCUCUCUACUUCAGUGUAGAUCCAUCCAUGAAAGCCACUGCCGAUAAGUUAAAAGUUGGUUCUGUGAUGCCGGGUCUACAAGUAGCUAAAGUGCAUGAGAGUAAAAACAAGGACUUCCCAGUUGGAGUCUACAUUCACGGUUAUUUUGGAUGGAGAGAGUGGACAAUCAAUAAUGGAAAGACAAAAGACAACCAAGCUCUGACAUACGUCCUUCCAAGCUUCCUUAACUCCGAAAAUCGCAGAGAUGAUACAGAAUCGUUAAAUGUUAACCAUUUAUGUGUCUCUCAUGGGCUGGGAAUGUUAGGAAUUAGCGGGGUUGCUGCGUACGUUGGUAUGUUGGAGGUAUUGAAGCCUAAACCAAAUGACGUGGUGGUAGUGUCAUCAGCAGCGGGAGCUGUAGGACACAUUGCGGUACAAAUAGCGAAAAAAGUAGUGGGAUGCAAAGUUAUCGGAAUCACCUCAGGAAAAAAGAAAGGAAGCUGGUGUCAGCAUUAUUUAGGCAUGGAUUAUCACAUCAACUACAUGACACAAGAUGUGAAGAGCGAAUUGAGUGUUGUCGCUCCUGAAGGAGUCGACUGUUAUUUUGAUAAUGUUGGUGGAGACAUAUCCAAUGCAGUUAUUGCAAAUAUGAACCAAUACGGAAAAGUAGCAAUGUGCGGCUUAACCUCCGAGUACUGCGGCGGCAAACGAGCUACAAUCAACCAAUGGCAAAUAUUGAAGGAGCAACUGCUUGUAGAAGGCUUCUGCGUCUCAGGAUUACGAUGGAAGCACAAAUGGAUGAAACCUAUUGAAGAUUUGCACAAAUGGUGGGCAAAAGGAAAAUUGUGGACCUCAGAGAGUGUUCUAUUAGGUUUCAGCCGUUGCCCAGAAGCCUUCAUUAAACUAUUUGAGCAAGGUAACAUUGCAAAAACAGUUGUCUGCAGGUAAUAAACAAAUGCAGCGAUGAUUCAGUAAAAAAUGGGUAGUCAGAGUGAGCCUUUAAUGUGAUAUCAGUCGACAGCUCCUUGUUUUAUAACACAUCAAAAUAAGUUGGAAAAUUCAUAAUUACGUGGCAACACAGGCAUACAUCUUUUUUAAUGGGACGUCAUGUAUAUUUUAGUUUUUAAGUAUAUUCUGAGUGGCCCUUUCAGGGGUAGAAGAUCGAUAUCAUACUAUUGGAUCGCUACUUCUGGAGCUACAUGAUAUUUGGACCGAGAAAGCCAACUGUUACCGAUAUCGUAGCAAUCCUUUUCGUUCAAGUGAUCUUCAUAUAGUAUAGUUUCUCGCCAUUUAGAGGUUUUUCAAGUUUGUUGCACCGUCUGUAAAAAAAUAAACAUGAAACACCCCGCUUAUUUUUUUAUGGUUAUGGGUUAUCCUUUUAAUAUUUUUUAUUUUGUUAUAAACUUCUGGGGAAGGGGGAUGAAGUUAAAUAAUUAAAUUCUUGAGUUGUUUACGGUUUUUAAAGUUACAACCCAAAAAAAUAUUAGCGCUGAGAUCAGUUUUAGUGGAUUAGGAAGCAAUAUUAGCUAAGGCUUCUACUUAUUCACCAAAAUUAUUUAUUGGUAUGUACUAUUAUGAGCUGUAACUGUAAUAAAAUAUUGAAGAUCAGUGUUUUUUUUUUGAUAAAGUAUCCCGUAGCUCCAGAAGUAGUGAUCUAAAGUCUACGUAAAUUUUUUUCCUCUAAAGAGGCCUUUCAGAAUAUGUUAAACAGUAUUCCAUUAAAAAAAAUGCAAGCUUGUGUUGUGCGGCAUAUUUUUCAAGUAAGGGGUGUUUUUUUGCCUCUACUUUUUUUGAAUAGCUCUUCUAGACAUCUUUUAUAUACACGAAGCUGUCAACCUAUUACACUAAAAACUCACCCUGUAUGAAGCAACAUCGUCGAUUUGGUAUGGUGGCUGUUCGAAUACAAUCUUGAAGAAACGCUUUGGUACCUGCAAAACAUUUUUCGUCAUAAAAAAUCAAGCAUUGAAUAACCACCUGUUGCUUCCGAAACAUGCUUGCCCUACACAAAGCGUGCUACAUCUACGGUGUGUACCUGUAAGUGUACUUCCUCGACAGGACAAUGUCCCUCUGCAAUCCAGUAACACGGUUGAAUGGGGCCAAAAGCUCACCGACCCACCUGGAAAACGUAUUAAACGUCAAGCUCAUCGUAAAGUUACUAUGGGCGUACUGCAGUGGUUCUGAAACUUUUAUAGUCGCUGCACCCUAUUUCAAUAUAAUGUUUUUACGAUUAUACUUAUAUAUACUAUCUCUAUAUUCACUCAUGAAAAAAUGUAUUCCAAUUAAUAAAAUGUGUAUAUCUUAA